Cannabis sativa is the source of this 1768-nucleotide messenger RNA. RefSeq names its product transcription termination factor MTERF15, mitochondrial-like. Lineage: Eukaryota; Viridiplantae; Streptophyta; Magnoliopsida; Rosales; Cannabaceae. The transcript has a single exon. The record is from RefSeq and is a predicted model, not a curated record. Gene Ontology annotation, biological process: chloroplast organization; regulation of DNA-templated transcription. Gene Ontology annotation, molecular function: double-stranded DNA binding. Bases 1 to 1371 code for a protein of 456 amino acids. Gene Ontology annotation, cellular component: chloroplast.
AUGCUUCCUUUAGUUUGCAAAAGACUCUCCCUUUUAAAGUCCAGACCUCCACCCUUUGGUCAUGGCUUCUCUUUAUUCCAAUCUUUUAUCAGACCCAUGUCAGAAUCGUCUAGCUCCAAUGACCCACAAAACUUUACGGUUUCUUACCUCCAAAACUCAUGUGGGUUGUCCCACAAUUCUGCCAUUGCAGCUUCUAAGAAGCUCUUAUUUGAAAACUCUGAACAACCCGAUUCAGUAUUGGAGCUAUUGAGAAGUCAAGGGUUAACAAAGUCCCAAAUUGAGAAGAUUAUAGUCACUCGUCCUCAAUUGCUUGAGGCUAAUUUGGAAGAUACACUUAGGCCUAAAAUGGAGUUUCUUAAGUCUUUGGGGUUUUCUGGUGCUAGCAUGGUGAAAUUGGUGACUAAAGACCCUCGUAUGCUUGAUUGUGAUUUAGUGGAAUCAGUUCAGUUGUUUAGAGCUCGUGGUUUUAGUGAUGAGCAAAUCAAAGGGUUGACCAUGAAGCUUCCUUCAUUGCAUUUCUACAAUGUAAACAAGAUUGUUAAACCAAAACUUGAGUUUUUUAAGUCUAUGGGGUUUACAGCUGAGGAUGUUGCAAGAAUUGUUUCUUCUGAGCCUUAUAUAUUAGAAAGGAGCCUGGAAAAUCAUAUCAUUCCUUGUAUUGAAGUGCUUAAGAGGGUUCUUGGCACUGAUGAGAAUGUUAGAAAGGUAAUAAAAGCUUGCUAUUGGAUACUUGAGUACAAUUUAGAAAAGAUGCUUGAGCCAAACAUAGCAAUGUUGAAGAGCCAUGGUGUUCCUGAGAAUAUAAUCAUGAAUAUGUUCUUAGCUCACCCAAGAACAUUUCUUUUGAGGCCUCAGCAGAUUACUGAGAUUCUUGCUGAAGUUGAGAAGUUGGGUUUCAAUCCCAAUACUUCUCUCUUUGUUCUAGCCAUUCGUUCCAUGGCUGUGAUGAGUAAAACACUUUGGGAGCAAAAGGUGGAAGCUUACAAAAGUUUUGGUUUGACUGAAGAUCAGGUGUACACAGCAUUCAAAUUGCAACCUAUGUGCAUGAUUACUUCAGAGAAAAAGAUCAAGAAAGUGAUGCAUUUCCUCAUCAACAAGUUGAAUAUGGAUGCUUCUAUGAUUUGCAGGAAUCCAAAUCUUCUAAUGCUUAGCUUGGAGAAGAGACUUAUUCCUAGGAGUUCAGUUCUGCAACUUUUGAUAUCAUCAGGUUUUUUGAAGGAAGAUAUCAACAUAAUCUAUUAUCUCAGAAUGCCUGAACAGCAAUUUGUUGAGAAGCUGGUGAGAAAGUAUAAGCCACUGCUUCCUAACAUUGUUAAUGCACACGAAGGAAGAAUAGAAUUUCUAGGCUUUCCAGUUAUCUUAAAGUCAUAACUACUAUAAAGAUGAAGAAGAGUAUCAUUGUAUCAAGAAUACCAAGAGCUAAGAUUGAGUUCAUUGUCUAGUUUGGGCUAAAUUCACAAGAGGGUUGUGUCUCUAAAGGUGAGUCCUUUAUACAGAUUGGUUGGUGGUGGCUUGUAGAUUCUUUCUAUGGUGGUAUAGUCGUAGUGUGGCCUCCCUAGAUUUGAGCUAUCAUGGUGAACAUGUCUUGGUUCUAUGGUGUUAAUUAGUGGGGAUGAUAUCAUACAAUUUGAGGAUCAUCAUUCUUGCCAUCAAGUCUUUUCUCCCCUCUAUUUUUGGCUGCUUUUUUGUGACUGAGGAUCUUUCUUUGUUUUUUGUCCUAUGUAGAUCUACUAAGAAAAGAGAUAUAAUCAAAUAACGUUGUUGAAAA